Molecule: messenger RNA, 4294 nt
Organism: Lactuca sativa (garden lettuce)
Lineage: Eukaryota; Viridiplantae; Streptophyta; Magnoliopsida; Asterales; Asteraceae
Product: disease resistance protein RPV1
Biological process (GO): signal transduction; defense response
Molecular function (GO): metal ion binding; ADP binding
Source: RefSeq, a predicted model, not a curated record
CGGCAGGUGGGGGGAAUAGUUUUUCAUAAUUGAAGUUUGCCUUUGACGAUGACCACACCCACUUGAUUGGGUUGCACUAUUAGGGACGACGACGACGACGACGACAACGACAACGACGACUUCAUUUUCCAUCCUCACAGAUCCAAUUUCAAUGGCUUCCAGUUCUUCCUCCAGUAGUAUGGCUUCUACUAGUCCUCAUGGCAGCUAUGAUGUUUUUCUAAGUUUUAGAGGCGAAGAUACUCGUGAUUCUUUUACGGAUCAUCUUUACCAUGCAUUAAACCGAGCAGGUAUUAAUACUUUUAGGGAUAACGAAGAAAUUGACAGAGGUGAAAAACUGAAUCCGGAGAUCGGGAGAGCAGUUAAAGAAUCAAGGGCUUCAAUAGUUGUAUUGUCACCAAACUAUGCCACUUCCACUUGGUGCCUUGAUGAGCUAUUGUCGAUUCUGAAGCAAAGGAAAGAGUGUAAUCAUUUUGUUCUACCUGUUUUUUAUCAUGUUGAUCCUUCUGAUGUGAGAAAACAUAAUAAAAAUUUUGCAAUCCAAGUCAAAGCCAAUCAAAGGUGGACAGAUCACAACGUGAACCAGUGGAAAAGAGCUCUUAGAGAGGUUGCUGAUUUGGCCGGCAUGGUUCUGUCAGGGCCUGAAACAGAGUUUAUAAAGGAAAUCGUUGACACCAUUUACAAUAAACUGGAUCGAAAAGAAGUUCAUCUUCCACUCAAUCUAACAGGGUUAGCCACUCGAUAUGAAAAUAUCAAUUCCUGGUUAAAUCGAUCCAAUGCUGAAUUUUUAGCAAUUUGUGGCAUGGGUGGAAGUGGCAAGACAACAUUGGCCAAGUAUAUUUAUGAUUCAAAUUGGAAUAAUUUUGAAAGCAUGAGUUUUGUUGAAGACAUUAGUCGCAGAUGUAAAGAAUCCGAUGAUUUGCUUCAGCUACAAGAACAACUUCUAAACGAUAUUUUAGGUGGCAAGAAGAGAAAAAUACCUGGUGUUUCUCAAGGUACAUGUAAGAUUGAGGAGGCCUUACAAACAAAAAAGACACUUAUUGUUCUUGAUGAUGUUGCUAGACGUAGUGAGUUAAUCGCUUUACUUGGAUCCGGGAAAAUUAAUACACAAAGCAAGAUUAUAAUAACAACAACCACGGAAAAUACAGAUAAUUGGUUUAAGUUUCCGUAUCGGAGGUGUGAAGUUUAUAAAAUGAAAUUAUUAGAUGAUGAUGAAUCUUUAGAGGUUUUAAGUCGUCAUGCAUUUGGUUCUAAGGUUCCCAUGGGAGGUUUUGAGGAGCUUGCAUUACAAGCAGUAAAAUAUUGUGAAGGAAAUCCUUUAGCUCUUAUAAUGUUGGCAUCUUCUCUAUCCGAUGACAAUACCAUUUUAUAUUGGAAAAGUCGAUUGAAUUUUUUGGAUAAAGAUUUUGAUUCUCGGAUUCAAAGUGUACUUAUAACAAGCUACGAGUCAUUGCCCUCUAUCCUAGAGAAAGAGUUGUUUUUGCAUAUUGCUUGUUUCUUUGUUGGGAAAGAUGAGGAUUAUGUGGUGAAGAUAUUGGAGCAUGAUUAUUGUGCAUUAUCUGGUAUUAAAACCCUAUACAAUAGAUGUCUUCUUUCUGUUUCACCAAACAAAAAACUGAUGAUGCAUCGAUUGCUUCAAGAGAUGGGGAAACACAUAGUUCGUCAAGAAUCAUCAAAAUUUCCUACAAAACGUAGUAGAGUUUGGCUUAGUAGCGAUUCUUAUAAGAUAUUAAGCAAAGGAGAGGGUUCAGAAACAAUGGAAGGUUUAGCAAUGGACAUGCCAAUGCUAAGGGCAGAGAAGAUUGCAUUCAAGUCAUCAAUCCUCAAGACAGAUGCACUUAAAAAGAUGGAUAAACUAAAACUGCUCCAACUAAAUUUUGUGCAACUCACGGGGUCUUACGAGAAUUUUUCAGAAGAUUUAAGAUGGCUGAGCUGGCUUGGAUUCCAUUUAAGAAACAUACCCUCCGAAUUAUUCAUGGGAAACUUGGUGGCCAUAGAUAUGAGCUAUAGCAACCUGGAAGUCUUUGAUCCUCCCAUGGUUCUUCAGUCACUACAAAUUCUAAACCUUAAAGACUCUCACAAUCUAUUUGAAAUCCGCAAUAUGUCCAUGAUCCCUCAUCUUGAGACUUUGAUUCUUUGGAACUGUUACAGUCUGGUUCAUGUUUGUGAAACCAUUGGAGACCUAACAAGUCUUACACUGCUGAACAUGACAGGGUGUGCAAACCUAUGCGAGAGGGAGCAAACAAAUGUUUUAGUAGGAUUAGAAGCUUCUAGUUCAUUACAACCUACAUUUUCCUUCCCACUUUCAUUACACAGGUUAUUCCUCCAAGACUGCAAUCUUGAAUGUACUGAUUCUUUUCCUCUGAGUUUCAGUCUUCAAAUAAAUUUGCAGUACUUGAACUUAGGCAAUAGUCUGUUUGAGUUUCUGCCUUGUUAUGAUCAUCUUAAAAAUCUUCGGGUCCUUGACUUGAGUUUGUGCUCAAGGCUUAAAUGGCUUCUAUGUCUCCCAAGUACACUUGCAGAAUUGUAUAUAUACUACUGUAACUCAUUGGAGAAAAUAAGUUUCCAAUCUCAUCGAUUCACUUUACAAGAGUUUGGUUAUGAAGGCUGUAUCAGUCUGUCUGAAAUUGAAGGCUUUAUCAAACUGGUGCCUCUAGCCAAACUUGAAGAAAACGAUUUGGGACACUUGAAGUGGCUAAAACAAUAUCAAAAUCACGAGGUUUCCCUUGUUGGUGAUGAUGAGCUCACUAAAGGCAGAAGCUCGUGUGUCCAGAUGUUGUAUGAAUUUGAUAUAAUGAGCACAUCUCUCCCAGACCUAAAGGAUCCAAACAUGACACCAAAGUACGCAUCAGAAUUAUCGUCUUUGUCCUUUGACGUGCCUUCAUGUCCUGAUAAUAGAAAGCUCAUAGGACUUGAUGUAACAUUCAAAUAUGCAAUAUCUGGUGAUGAUUGUGCAUGGUUUUGUAAAAUCAAUACGGAUAAUGGUGUUGAUUUGAUGUACAACCCUAAAGUUUUUGGCAAACCCGAAUUUGGUAAAGUUGGUAUGUGGUUAAGCUAUUGGCCAAUUGGAAACCUAUUGGACACUGGAGAUAAAGUUAGUGUCUCUAUUGCUGUGAUGACUGGAUUAGAGGUACAUGAAUGUGGUGUGAGCCUGGUUUAUGAUGAUGAAACUUUGGAAAACAACGUAGAAAUUCUUGGAGGAGAUUUGUCUGGAUUUCAACUAAGCACAGGAGCUUUCUACCUUUGUCGCCGUGAUUUCUUUGAGUUAAUGGAGGUUGGUAGACUGGCUCCUGAUUGGUUUAGAAUUUUAGUUGGUGAUACGGAUACCAUUGACUAUACAGAGGUACGAGGAUGGAGAAAGACAGGUCGACCUAAGCAGUUGAAUCCAUCUUUUACAGAAUUGAAAACUGUUCGAUGCAUCAUCCAUGGUCCUCAAUUGGAGGAAAUUUACAAGAUCGGGGAGAUGUCAAAAUCGUCUUUUGUAGAUGAAACUUUGGAGUUCACAUCAAGCAUGCUUGGGGAGACAAUGGAAUCUGCCACGUCAUCUAAAACUAGUGAUAAAGCAAUGAAGGCUGAGGACAUGUCUGAAGAUAUUGAUGAUCAAUUUCUCGACCUUGCAUCAAGUUCAUCUCCGCCUUUCUUAGUUCCAAGAAAGAAACUUAGAGUAAAGGAAUUUGGUGUGAUUCCUAGUCUACGGAGCUUCAUGUCUAAAGCAUUUGUUUCUGAUGCCGUUAGUGGCCAGAUCAAGAAAAUUGUGCUGGGAGUCAACUUAUGCAGUGAAAGUCAAAGAGAGAAGGUGAUGAAGGCGUUAUCUGAGGUUAAGGGUGUGCGAACAAUUGAUUUUGAUACAAAUGAUGGGAGACUAACUGUUAUUGGGGAUGUUGAUACUAUGGAUGUUUUUGACCUUGUAUGGAAUAUUGAAGGAGUGUAUAUGAUAAGCGUAGAACCUGCAAAUUAAUCUUAAAAACAUGAAACAGGGUCUCUUCCACAAGACACAACAAACUGUUUGGAAGUAGCUGCAGAUGAUUCUGCAUAUAAAUGAUUUCGAGGGAGGUGAGACUUCUUGAAUUAUAACUACCAUGUUUCUCCAACAGAAAAUAGGACAGAAUCUAUAUUGAGAUGAGAAGCAUUGUGUUUAGUUACAAUUGCAUUUCCCCAAAAGUUGGUAGUGUAUGUUAUCUAAUACUACUACAAUCAUGUUUUCAUAUAGAUAACUUGUCGAGAAUCUAUAUUCAUUAUACUUUCAUUUGUAGAUUGUUGGUGAAAAUGGUAUAUUACUAUAUUAGUUUCAGCUUCA